AUGGUUAAAGAAAACGGUGCGGAUGAGAGCAGAACGGCGAGAUUGCGAGCAGUGGUGAAUAUGGAGGAGGCAAGGAGCGGGCGAAUGUUGUUGCGAUGGAAAAUUGGAAGGUUGGAGGGACGUUGUCGUAUGAACCAUUGGAAAACGGAGAUUUGCGUGGGCGGUGGCGAUGACGUCACACUGAGGUUUAGUGACGUUAAAUGA
Messenger RNA from Anisakis simplex (herring worm), 204 nucleotides. NCBI's taxonomy places the organism in Eukaryota, Metazoa, Nematoda, Chromadorea, Rhabditida, Anisakidae. The record is from the annotation of a GenBank genome assembly.